Molecule: messenger RNA, 3558 nt
Organism: Ectocarpus sp. CCAP 1310/34
Lineage: Eukaryota; Phaeophyceae; Ectocarpales; Ectocarpaceae
Source: the annotation of a GenBank genome assembly
AAGAGUAAUACCUCACAGCAGCACAGCAGUAGGAAGGAAGCCCGCCGCCUUUGCUGCGUCCCCGAUGUACAUAGCCAGCAGGGUGUCGGCGAUGUUGAGACUCAUCUCGAGCUGCAGCUGUAGCUGUGGGGGAGGGUCCAGCAAUGUGGUGGACGAGGACGAAGACUUUGAUCUGGACUUGCCUACGAUGCCUACCAAGCUAACCCUGGCUACGUCCAGGCAGGAGAGGAGCAGAGGGGCGACGUGCUCCGGCUCGGCUGGCGACAUGAGCGUGGACCCGCCUUUCCCUCCGAUGUCAGCUGAGCGACUGAAGCCGCAGCCCUUCCGGAGAAAGGACCCACCCAUGCACUUUCAGGCUAGCGUUCGAGGAGAUCUGCAGGAGCUCAACAAGUGGCUGAUUUCCGGGGGGGAUCCUAACUCGAGAGACGACGAGGGUUGGGCGCUGCUGCAUCAUGCCAGCAUGCACGGCAGAGAGGACUGCGUUGGGCUUUUGCUGCGGUAUGGGGCGAGGCACGACAGGGUUGCCAUUGGAGGACACACGGUGCUUCACCUCGCGAGCGCUAAUCGACAUUGCGAGGUCGUGAAGAGACUUGUUGAGGCCGGAGGGCGGGUAAACGCCAGGAAUUCGCAUGGUAACACCCCGGUACAUUCUGCAGCUGCCACGGGAACGGUCGACGUGCUGUCGUACUUGCUGAGCCAGUCCGCGAACCCGGACGCGGUGAACUCGUUGGGAGAAACACCGGACCUGGUUAGCGGGGCUACCGCAGAGGUGGUGCAUCUCAUUCAAGCGGCACGACGGCUGAAGAAGGCCCGCAUCGCCCAGCGAUUCGCGCUGGUUAAGAUCCACUGUCUGUCGAACAGCGGUCGGGCGAAGCCCAACAUUGGGGUGGUGAUUUCCGCAGCGGAGACGGCGAAUGAUGCCAGCAGUUACAGGGAGCGCCAAGCACGAACUCCUGUCGAAGGUACUGCCAAGGGGGAGUCAGCAUCGCCGGAGGCGGCAUCGACGCCACGCGUGCUGGGUGGCAGCGAACCAAGCGUUGGGCAGCAGCAACAGCAGCCACGGCCAUCGCUGAAUUGUACUGUUGCUGCCAUUGCCGGUCUUCCGCAAGAAGUCCUGCGGCGAAUUGUUGGUUAUUGCACUUUGUAGGGUGUGGCAGCAGAGAGCAGGGGGGUGGGUACGUUUGCUGUGGCUCGCUUCUGCGAGAGAGAAUUGAGAAGCGCAUCUGGCUUCCGCUUGCAAAGCGAACAGCGUGAUGUGGUAGCAGCGGUCAUGCCUCUGACUGAACCAGCUUUCUCUCUGCUAAUGUGGUGGCCCUGGCUGCUGUUGGCAUGCAGUGCAAUGCAAUGCAAGGAUUUAUUCCACACAUGCGGGCGGCAGUGCCGCUGCGAAGGGGGGAUGCAAGAUUAAUCGCCUUCAAACCGUCGGCAAAGUACGUGGUUAGGCUAGUUUUCCAAAGCAAGCUAGCUCCUGCGGGAACAUUUGUAAGACCACGAGCUCGUGUCACUGUCAUCACACCGAAUUGUCAAGUUCUUCUUUUUAGCGUUCUGUUUGUGUCUUUUAUUCGAGGGGGCGUUGUGGAGACAUUCGCAUGUUUGUGCGUGGCGAAGGGGGGAGCGGUGGUGGAGGUUUGGGUCUCAAGUUUCUCUUGACAGCGAUCCUUCGAAGCUUUAGUCUACACCAGGGGACACCGUUAAUGUUGGUCAUCACGCCAUGUGGGCCGCGAUCGUGUAUUCCCUGCGCAAGUCCGGCCGGCGAGCAUGAAGAACAAGAAGUGCGUACGCAGAGGCGGGCGGGGGGAGAGAGUAUAGUACAUGUUGGAGCUCGGUAGGGUGGUGGUAGUAGAGGACGAGGAGAUGAUUAGUGAGGGGACAGGGCAAGGCGUUGGGAGUUGUAAACGAAGAUGGUAACACUACUUUUUUAAGGUUAUAGGGUGCGGGCUGUCUUUUUUUCCUUUCCCUUUGCCUUGGAGGUGGAGGGGUACCGAAUAUGGUGCUUCCUGAAAGACCUGUUGAUAAUUUAGGAGUGGACUUUUGUUUUGUGCGGAGGGGCGAGGGAAGGGAGGGAGAGCAGACAGGUUAGUGCCGAGAGGUAGCAUACUGAGGCACGGUUUGACUUAGCUACAGAUUACACAGCAAUUAUCGUUCACGUCUGUUGUGUCCUUCGGAAUACGGGUCAUGCAUGCUUGACUUGGCUUGUAGACAACGGGGACACGAUUGGCAGUGCGUUGGCGAUCGCAACUAACCGCCGCGAAGCACGCUCCUUUGUGCUUUUCUGUUGUAUUGUGUUGUGCAUGGCGUGCAGAUGGAUCGAUCACCUCACGCAGAGAUAUAAUCAAUCAGACAAGACAGGCAGAUCAAUCGUAACGUCUCCGGCUCGGUGCCCGGCUGUUUUGGGUGGUGGGUGUUAUAGUCCAUAGUCUAUGUAAUGCACAGGCCGGCCGGCGUUGGGUGUUGGCAUGUUUUGUGCGGUGACGGCGGUGUGUUGUGGUGUGGCUGACUGACUGACUGACUUGGGAUUCUCGAAUGUUGACCUGGGGUGGCGGGUGCCUCCAUCGCUCCUGCCGACUCGCAAGUGGUCUACUCGUUUGUGUGAUGUUGAUUUGUUGAGAUUUCUUGGCUUCGUUUUCUAUGGUGAUGCCGCACGCCGCCCAUCAGUGGCUUUCCAGUAUUUUUUUUUUAUCGCUUGGUACUCCGCCCGGCCUGUCGGACGUUGACUCGUUGUACAUGAGUAAUGAGUGUGUCAAUGCUUGAUUCCCACCAGUACACCCGAGCAUCAGUGCGGGAUAGCGCAGUAUGGCACUCCUUGGAAGGCUUGUACUUCUCGAGAGGGGGGUUCUCAUCAUAUCAUUUGGGGUAUUGUUUCGUCAUCAACGCGAUGUCGUUGUUGUCCUUCUGUUGCCACGCCGUUGCGUGUUUCCUUGUUUAUUGGGUGGGGGGGCUCCAGAUGAGAGCACGAGUUGCGAGCGAAAACCUUUAACGCAGCAGGGGUGGGAAAGUGGUCAAAGCGUUUGGCCUACCCAGGUACCGACCGCGAAAGGAAAGGUCGAAGGUGUCUCGGAAAUGAACCCCUUGGUGGGAAGUGCGUGACUCAGUCCCAGUCACACAUAUUUCCCGCCAAAGGGUCUCCCUCGUUAACGGCUUGCAGUCGUCUUUCACUGCUCUGUCUGCGGACCUGAAACCCUGUGCCGGUUUUGGUUGCGUCAAGACUGGCCGGGAUUUUUCUUGUGUUCACUUUCCCUACGUCCUGACUUCAUCGUGUACCUAGUAAGCUGGUUUUACGCAGUACGUGAGAUUGGUGCGAUUGUGUGUGGCUUGUUACCAAGUAUAUGUUGCCACCUACAGUUCUUGGUAUGAUGAAAAAACUUGUAUGCGCCACAGGUAAAGUAUAGUCUAAAUUUUUGUGGGUCAUGUGUGGUCGUGUUCCCAUUUCAAGGAUCAAGGAUGAGCCUUGUUUCCAACGGUGUCUUUUUUCCCAGGCGAAGUUUGGGGUGUCAGCGUGAUGUACAAUAAUCGACACUUCAACUCAUCAUGUGGAGGGCCAUUUGUUCCUGUCAGUGG